CGGGUGUCAACGGCAAAGUUCAAACUUUGAGUCCCGCAUUCAGGCACCGGACGUCCGAGGAGUCUCUCUGCUCGUCGCUCCAUACUUCCGUAAGUCUUUCGGGAAUAUGUCUCCUUCCACGUCGCCCCGGUUCUUCACGAAGCGGGAGGUGGCCCGGCACAGCACCCCGGACUCCUGCUGGGUGCUGCUGGGGACCCGGGUCUACGACGUGACCGCCUUCCUCCGGAUGCACCCUGGCGGCGAGGCGCUGAUACGCAGCCGCUCCGGGAAGGACGUGAGUCGGGAGAUGGAGGGACCCCCGCACCGGCACUCGGAGAACGCCCGGCGGUGGAUGGAGCAGUACUACAUCGGGGAGCUGGACCGGGACAGCGGCGCCGAGGAGGCUCAGACUCUGAGAGAGAGGAAGCAAACCAGCGACCAGACGGACGGAAAGACGGCAGAAAAGACGAAGCUGGACGAGGACGAGGACGAGGACGAAAACUCUCCGUACAGCCGCUGCAGCUCCGUGGAUCUGGACAAGGAUUUGGUGGACUGGACGAAGCCGCUGGCCUGGCAGGUGGGUCACCUGGGAGAGAAGUACGACGCCUGGGUUCACCAACCGGUGGAUAGACCCAUCCGGCUGUUUGGGAACCCCUUCAUGGAGGCCAGCACCAAAACUUCCUGGUACUGGGUCCCGGUGGUUUGGCUUCCUAUCGUCUUUUAUUUCAGCUGGUAUUGUUUAACCACGCUGGCAGAAGGAACCACCAGGAUAGACGUGACUUCAGACUUGUCCAUCCCGGUCCAUAAGUACAUGUUCGUGCCUCUCUUCAUGUUCGGAUGGUUCCUGUGGUCCUUCAUGGAGUACUGCAUCCAUCGCUUCGUCUUCCACAUGAAGCCGCCAGCCCACAACUACUACCUCAUCACGCUGCACUUCCUGCUGCACGGACAACACCACAAGUCUCCGUUUGACGGCUCCCGGCUGGUCUUCCCUCCCGGUGUCGCCUCCAUCGCAGUUGUAAGUUUCUACAUGAUCGUCUGCAAGAUACUGCCGGAGAUCCUCGGCAUCUCGGUGUUUGUCGGAGGCCUCUGCGGCUACGUGGUCUACGACAUGAUCCACUACUACCUGCACUACGGAUCGCCAAAGAGAGGAUCAUACAUGUACGGCCUGAAAGCCUACCACGUCAAACACCACUUUGAGCACCAGAGAGCAGGUUUUGGAAUCACCACCACGUUCUGGGACCACCCCUUCAAUACAGUGAUUCCCGAUGAGAAGUUCUAAUGUAUGAACGGCUCUGCUAAAGGGCCACAGGACUUUUCAACCUCCUCCUUAGCAACCCAUAUGCUCUGUUUGCCUCUGACCAAACCAGGACGCCUCUCCCGGGCUGCCGCAGCUAAUCACGUUAACCAGCGGCGCAGUAAUCCUUCCGGCUCAGUCUGCUGCACUAUCCACUCACUGUGAUUAUCCCCAAAAGGCCUCUCUGUGCCAUUUCUAAUCACCUGCUGCACUCUUCAUCUGCCAAGAUUUCGCCACUUAGAGGAAGAAACCGACAACGAAGCCUGUGGAUCUCAUUAAAACUCACACUUAAAGUUAAAAAAAUAACAUUGUAAUCGUACACGCAUGCAAAAAUGUGUCCGAGAUGGAAAAGCAAGUGAUAGAAAGUGGAGUGAAAGUAGAGUAGAGUGAUGCGAGAGUGAUGUUUGUGUGUGAAAAACUCAGGAAACUCUUUAUCUGCAUAUCACAGCUGAUUGUUUUUCGUUUUUUUUGCACGCUGCUGCUGUCGACCGACUCAGAAAAUGCUUUUGAUUUCUCUCAGUUUUUAAUUUAUUAAUGAUCCUCAGAAGCUGCAGAGGCGAGAUUACACUGUAGUUUAUAGUUUGAUGUACUCUCUGGAAACAAAGCCCACAGUGGAGAUAUAUUUUUGCAAAGUCUGUUGUUAUAAUUGUUCUUUUUUUUCCCUCUUUAAUGAUAUGACAAAAAUGUAAAAAAGCAAAAAAAAUCAUUUUGUAAAAGAUGCUUUGUACAGAAGGAGAUCGGAUUAUGUAGAGAGACGGUGUCUGAGGAUGGAUUUAGAUUUAAAGAGCGAUGCGUUGUCAUGGUGACGGAGGAGACGGAGUUAGAGGUAUGAAGCCGGACCGUUGGACCUCCUGCUGUGAGGAUCUCGGAGGCCCCAAAAGUCUGAAAAAUAUCGUAAAAUUUUGCUCAUUUUAGCCUCUGCUCUGCGUCACUCCAUCCUCUGUUGCUGUUUUCGGCCUCCGUAGAUCCUCUCGGGAUGAAGAUUUACCUCUGACUCGACAACAGGAGGUCUCCACGGUAACGGGCGGAUCCUCAAAAACAAAAAGUCUCCUCGAAAAACACCCGAAAGCAGAACAAAACCUCCUUUUUACACAAUUAACUAGAGCACAGAGAGGAAAAAUGUACUCCUACUGCGAGAAAUCUUUUAUAUUUUCUAGCUUGAAUAAAGAUUUACAUCAUCGUAUAAACGUGUAUAUAUAAUCUCACACAUCUGUUUGUUUGAAAUAAUGUGCAAAAAUUGAUGUUUUGAAGAAGAGGAAACUCCAUUUUCAGCAAUAAUAAUGAAGUGUCUAAUAUAAAAAGGUUCCAACAGGGCUGCUGGGUUGAGCAAAAUUCCAAAUGUGUCAUUUUGUCUACAGAUAAUAUUUGAUAUAUUGAUUAUAAAAGAUGUUUUUUUCCAGAAAGAACCAAAUAAAAUCUAUAUUUUUGAUGCUUGUAAUGAUGUCAGAGACCAAACUAAAGUGAUUGUUGACGGCUGCUUGGCUAAAAUGAUUCCAGCUGUUGGAAUAUUCUGAUCUUAUUUAUGUGUAUUUAUGUGAUGAACGAUGAAAAAAAACAGCAGCUUGUGAGCUUUGAUUCCGACACAAGGCGACUUUGUGCUAAAUGACAUAAAGAAAUAAAAUAAUGUUUCCUAAAUCUGUUUACUUAAAUAUCUAAUAACUAUAUUUUGGAAUUUUAAAUGUCUAUGCAAAUGCAACGUAUUUGUAAAUAAAUGUCUGUAUAUUUCUGA
This is a messenger RNA of Acanthochromis polyacanthus (spiny chromis), 3002 nucleotides long. RefSeq names its product fatty acid 2-hydroxylase (gene fa2h). The transcript has 7 exons. The record is from RefSeq and is a predicted model, not a curated record. Gene Ontology annotation, biological process: fatty acid metabolic process; lipid biosynthetic process. Gene Ontology annotation, cellular component: endoplasmic reticulum; membrane. NCBI's taxonomy places the organism in Eukaryota, Metazoa, Chordata, Actinopteri, Pomacentridae. Gene Ontology annotation, molecular function: fatty acid 2-hydroxylase activity; heme binding; iron ion binding. The coding region runs from base 107 to 1258 and encodes 383 amino acids.